AUGUCUUUAACCGCAGCUUGCGUCCCUGAAGUCUUUUCCCCAAUCGUUUUCGGAUCCGAAAUCCUGACCCUCCAAGCUUCUCCAGUCACCAAUUACAGCGCCCGAGUCCCUAGCGCAUACCGAUUCACACAACCUUCGAUUAGCGUUGAAAACGCCACUUUCUGCAACAUAACCGUAACCUACACGCACCCAGGACAGAACGACACGAUAAAUGUAGAAGCAUGGCUUCCCGUCGACAACUGGAACGGGCGUUUUCAAGCGGUCGGUGGCGGUGGAUGGGUCGCUGGCCGCUUCUUCCUUUCCUAUAGUGCAAUGGCUGGGGCUAUGGGGGAUGGGUACGCUACUAUUACCACUGACGCUGGAUUGGGAAAUGCGACAGAUCCAAGUCCUUGGGCACUAUUGAGUCCUGGAAAUGUUGACUUGUAUAAGUUGCAAGAUCUUGCAUCUGUGAGUUUGAAUGACGAGGCAAUCAUUGGGAAGUCCUUGAUCCAAAGCUUUUAUGGAAAACCACCAUCUUAUUCCUACUGGAACGGAUGUUCUCAAGGUGGCCGGCAAGGACUCAUGCUUGCCCAGCGAUACCCGACAGCAUACGACGGCAUAGCUGCUGGCGCUCCAGCGAUUUACUGGUCGGAAUUGGUAUUUACGACUUUCUGGACCCAGCAAUACAUGGCUAUGAUAAACGAGUACCCCUACGGCUGUGAGAUCGAUGCUAUUACGGCUGCAGCAAUUGCGAAAUGCGACGGCUUUGACGGUGUCGUAGAUGGUAUUGUCGCCGACGUCGAGGAAUGUGCCGCAAAUUUCGAUCCAUUCGAUCUCAUUGGUAAAGUGAUCGACUGUGCACAAACGAAUACAACGAUGCAGAUCAGUGCUGCUGCUGCCAAGGUAGCCAAUGCAACAUGGGAAGGCAUUGUGUCAACAACGGGAAGACGUCUUUGGCACGGUCUUAACCUUGAUGCUGAUCUCACCGGCGACUCUUCGUCGUCUUUCAAUCCGACUGGUCUGGCUGCUACCAAAUGUAGUAACGGAACUUGUGUCCCAGUAGCAAAUAAUUUGGGAUCUUUAUGGUUGCAACUGUUUGUCGAAAAGCAGCCAGACUUCGAUCUUUCCAAUAUUUCUCAUCAGAAGUUCGUUGAUAUGCUUCACGAUAGUAAGCAGCAGUACGAUUCCAUCACGGCAACCAGCGACCCUGAUCUUUCAACAUUCAAGCGGGCAGGAGGCAAAUUGUUGACAUUCCACGGAUUGGCCGAUAAUAUCAUAACCCCCAAGAGCACCGAGCAAUACUAUCGAGAGGUUUCCGAGCGGUUCCUUGACGUUCGAGAUUUCUAUCGCCAUUAUCCUGUCCCUGGUCUCGGCCAUUGCUUUGGUGGAACAGGAGGCCAGCCUCUUUCUCUAUUCGAUCAGCUUCGCGCUUGGGUUGAGAAUGGCACUGCACCUGAAAGCUCCCCAAUGUCAUUUCCCGGCCCUAAUGGCAAAGUCCAGCAGCGAAUCCUCUGUCCGCUCCCACAAAAAGCAAAGUACGAUUCGGGCUGUAGGGAUCCCGCAAAGGUGGAGUGUUGGUCUUGUAUUGCUCCUAGAAAUGAGGACUCUUCCCCCGUUACAGAGUUGUGA
Molecule: messenger RNA, 1608 nt
Organism: Lindgomyces ingoldianus
Lineage: Eukaryota; Fungi; Ascomycota; Dothideomycetes; Pleosporales; Lindgomycetaceae
Product: tannase and feruloyl esterase
Exons: 3
Coding region: 1-1608 (535 amino acids)
Source: RefSeq, a predicted model, not a curated record